GCGCAAGAGCCCGGCAGCGCGGGUGACGCGUUUUGCGCAUUUCCUGCAGCUCGCGCUCACUCACGGAUUCAAGAGAGAGGGGACGGGAAACUGGGGGCGCGCAAGGACCGAAAUCUGAGAAAACGAACGGCAGCUGAGCACCGUCAUGUAUUUGUGGUUCUGGUGAGCUCAUAAAAGACUGCACUGAGGACGCAAACCAAGGCACUGCUUUCCGACAGAACGCGCAAAUAUCGCGGUACCGUCAGGUCGAAGCAAGGAGAUUAUCCCAGAAAAGAGUGAGCGAGCCGCUGGAAACAGAGCACCAAUCCCGGAUGGCUAGGCGCGGCUGCUCGCGCUCUCUCCCACCCUGACCUGGGAGAGACACACAAGGACCGUGGGGAGGCUCCGAAGCUUCACGUGAACCCACCCGGAGCCGUGUAACCUGCACUCCCUCCCUGGGUGUUUAUAUCCCGGCUUGUUUCCGUCGAAACGGGAAUCUUGUCUGGCGCACAGGACCGACCAUAAACAAACCAGGCUCGGGUGGGAGAGUGUUCAGCAGACGACCUCUGCAGGGUGUGAGUCUGCGUUAUUGCUGCGUGUUUCAUCCCAUUAAAGACCCAUCAGCUGUGCAGUUAGUGAGUGUGCGCGCGUAUGUGUGGAAAACACAUUGUCCUGAUAUGGCUGUACUAGACUGAGAGUCCAAGGAGUCAUCGGCAUUAUGGGAUAUAGCAGGACUGUGCAGUGACCCCUCUCACUGGGAGGAAACACUCUGUGUACAGGAGCAGGAACAGGCAGACUAGUCUAAACACACACACAUCCUCAUCCUUUUUGACACACACACAUUCUAGGAGCCUGCAGCCAUGCCUGUGUUCAGUGGCCUGUUGAAGGUGCGAGUGUGUGAGGCAGUGGACCUGAAGCCCACCCCAUGGGCCCUGCGUCAUGCUGUAGGUAAGAGCGGCUCUUUCCUUCUGGAUCCCUACCUGGCCCUGAACCUGGACCAGACCCGGCUGGGCCAGACUGCCACAAGGACCAAGACCAACAGCCCUGCCUGGCACCAGGAGUUCUGCACUGAGGUCCGUGAGGGAAGGAGCCUGGAGCUAUCUGUUUUCCAUGAUGCGCCCAUCGGAUAUGAUGACUUUGUGGCCAACUGCACCAUCCAGCUGGAGGACCUGCUGCAGAACGGAACCAGACACUAUGAAGACUGGAUUGACUUGGAGCCAGAGGGGAAGGUGUACGUGGUCAUCGAUCUGUCCGGAUCCUCCACCGAGGCCUCUGGAAACGAGAAUGAGGAGCGAGUGUUUCGAGAGAGGAUCGGUCCUCGGCGGCGACAGGGCGCCGUCCGGAGACGUGUCCAUCAAGUCAAUGGGCACAAGUUCAUGGCCACCUACCUGAGACAACCAACCUACUGCUCACAUUGUAGAGAUUUUAUCUGGGGCGUGCUGGGGAAGCAGGGAUACCAAUGUCAGGUGUGUACGUGUGUCGUCCACAAGCGCUGUCAUGAGCUCAUCAUCACCAAGUGUGCCGGGAUGAAGAAACAGGAGGACACACCUGAGGAGGUGGGUUCACAGCGCUUCAGUGUAAACAUGCCCCACAAGUUCAGUAUCCACAACUACAAGGUGCCCACCUUCUGUGACCACUGUGGCUCCCUGCUGUGGGGCCUCAUGAGGCAGGGCCUGCAAUGCAAAGUGUGUAAGAUGAAUGUACACAGGCGGUGUGAGACUAAUGUAGCUCCUAACUGCGGUGUGGAUGCCCGAGGAAUCGCAAAGGUCCUGUCUGACCUGGGGGUCACACCUGAUAAGAUUUCUAACACAGCACAACGCCGGAGGAAGUUGACUCCGGGGCAGGACCCUCCCCAGUCUCCUCCUGAGCUCUCCCAGACUGAGGAGAACAGCUUCAGCCAGCCAGCUGUUCCCACCUCGCCCUCACAGCAGGACUUGGCAGAGUUAGAUCGCCUGCAGGACACGCUGUCACUCGACCAGCAGGGACCCCAGGACUCCUUCUCCUCCUCUUCCUCCUCCUCCACCACCUCCUCGUCCUCUUCCACGACCGGCAGGGAGAACGGACAGAGCCAGAGGAGGAGUCUCAAGGACUUUAACUUUAUCAAGGUUCUUGGCAAAGGCAGCUUUGGCAAGGUGAUGCUGGCAGAGCUGAAGGGAACGGAGGAGGUUUACGCCGUCAAAGUAUUGAAGAAAGAUGUGAUCCUGCAGGACGAUGACGUGGACUGCACCAUGACCGAGAAGCGAAUCCUGGCCCUUGCCCGACGACACCCCUACCUCACCCAGCUUUACUGCUGCUUUCAGACACGGGACCGUUUGUUUUUUGUAAUGGAAUAUGUGAAUGGUGGAGACCUGAUGUUUCAGAUUCAGAGAUCCAGGAAGUUCGAUGAACCUCGCUCUCGUUUUUACGCUGCCGAAGUCACCUCAGCCCUCAUGUUCCUGCACCGUAAUGGAGUCAUCUACAGGGAUUUGAAGCUGGACAACAUCCUGCUGGAUGCAGAGGGACACUGUAAACUGGCAGAUUUUGGCAUGUGCAAAGAGGGCAUCAUGAACAGUGUGACCACCACCACCUUCUGUGGCACACCUGACUACAUUGCCCCUGAGAUCCUGCAGGAGCAGGAGUACGGAGCCUCUGUGGACUGGUGGGCCCUGGGGGUGCUGAUGUAUGAGAUGAUGGCCGGACAGCCUCCGUUUGAAGCUGAUAAUGAAGACGACUUGUUCGAGUCGAUUCUCCAUGACGAUGUGCUCUACCCUUUCAUGACCAAGAACCCUGCCAAACGUCUGGGCUGCGUGCUGAGCCAAGGCUGCGAGGAGGCCAUCAAGACCCAUCCCUUCUUCAGAGAGAUCGACUGGGUCCUGCUGGAGCAGAGGAAAGUCAAACCACCUUUUAAACCCCGAAUCAAGACCAAGCGAGAUGUGAAUAACUUUGACCAGGACUUCACUAAGGAGGACCCCGUGUUGACGCCAACAGAUGAGGCCAUCAUCCGACAGAUCAACCAGGAGGAGUUCAAAGACUUCUCCUACUGCGCCCCAGAGGAGAUGCAGACCUAA
Messenger RNA from Monopterus albus (swamp eel), 3026 nucleotides. RefSeq names its product protein kinase C, epsilon a (gene prkcea). NCBI's taxonomy places the organism in Eukaryota, Metazoa, Chordata, Actinopteri, Synbranchiformes, Synbranchidae. The transcript has 15 exons. The coding region runs from base 840 to 3026 and encodes 728 amino acids. Gene Ontology annotation, biological process: protein phosphorylation. Gene Ontology annotation, molecular function: ATP binding; diacylglycerol-dependent serine/threonine kinase activity. The record is from RefSeq and is a predicted model, not a curated record.